Molecule: messenger RNA, 492 nt
Organism: Haemonchus placei
Lineage: Eukaryota; Metazoa; Nematoda; Chromadorea; Rhabditida; Trichostrongylidae
Source: the annotation of a GenBank genome assembly
AUGCGUGCCAUACGGAAUCUGAAUGGCUUUAGUUGCAGAUAUAGAAGCAGUGAGGGGGACUUCAUUUUCUAUUUAUCAUAUCUACAUAUUAUAAUAAUAUAUGUCAUGAUGGCUAUUUCAGAGUCAUUAUCGAGCCUCCCUCUUCAAGUGGCAGUGCAUUUGAACAUAUGCCUUGCUCCAUUUCUAUUCAUUGCCGAAAUUUGUUGUCUAGCAGUGAAGUAUUCAUACCUCUCAGUGACUUACAAAGUCAUUUUGGUUGCCGUACUUCUUGUUUACGUACUGGUUGAAGUUAUCCGUCUAUUUCUAGGAAUCGUCGGAAAUCUUGGAGAGAAGAUUCCUGCUCUCUCCGGUUUUUGGACACUGUCAAUGGUGCUACAACUGCCAAUCGUGCUGUUCCUUCUGCUCAACCCUGCAGCGAUCCCUGUUCCCUUCGAGAUCAUCAUGCUCAGUAUUCAUUUUCUAUUUCUUAUAGUUGAAGUGAGUCCUAUUUGA